This is a messenger RNA of Racocetra persica, 776 nucleotides long. Lineage: Eukaryota; Fungi; Glomeromycota; Glomeromycetes; Diversisporales; Gigasporaceae. The record is from the annotation of a GenBank genome assembly.
UGUUAAUUGAUGGUAUUUUAUAUGCCUUUCAAGAACAAACUGUAGAGGACAUCGUGAUGUUAAAUGGGUUUGGUACAGUCGUCAAUGCUCUUGGACUUCGUGUGAAACCUUAUUUGCAACAAAUUACCUCUACUAUUUUGUGGCGUCUCAACAACAAAUCUGCAAAAGUUCGUCAACAAGCCGCCGAUCUAAUAUCUCGUAUUGCUGUUGUCAUGAAGACAUGUGGUGAAGAAAAACUCAUGGGUCACCUUGGUGUUGUCCUUUACGAAUAUUUAGGCGAAGAAUAUCCAGAGGUGCUUGGAUCUAUUUUGGGAGGAUUAAAAUCUAUUGUCAACGUAAUUGGCAUGUCAAGUAUGACACCACCCAUUAAAGAUCUUCUUCCCCGUUUGACGCCUAUCUUGAAGAACAGACAUGAGAAAGUACAAGAAUCUUGUAUUGAUCUUGUAGGUCGUAUUGCCGAUCGUGGUGCAGAAUUUGUUAGUGCAAGAGAGUGGAUGCGCAUAUGUUUCGAGUUAUUAGAUAUGCUUAAGGCACAUAAAAAAGGUAUCCGUCGUGCCACGGUAAACACAUUUGGCUAUAUUGCUAAAGCAAUUGGUCCUCAAGAUGUUUUGGCAACGUUACUUAAUAAUUUAAAGGUUCAAGAACGUCAAAACAGAGUUUGCACUACAGUAGCUAUCGCUAUAGUUGCCGAAACCUGUGCACCCUUUACGGUCUUACCCGCGUUGAUGAAUGAAUACCGCGUUCCAGAAUUGAAUGUUCAAAAUGGUGUUUUAAAG